Molecule: messenger RNA, 744 nt
Organism: Zingiber officinale
Lineage: Eukaryota; Viridiplantae; Streptophyta; Magnoliopsida; Zingiberales; Zingiberaceae
Product: zinc-finger homeodomain protein 8-like
Exons: 1
Coding region: 125-679 (184 amino acids)
Biological process (GO): regulation of DNA-templated transcription; regulation of developmental process
Cellular component (GO): nucleus
Molecular function (GO): DNA-binding transcription factor activity; transcription cis-regulatory region binding
Source: RefSeq, a predicted model, not a curated record
AGGAAUGAGAAAUAGGUUAAAUAUGGCAUGUCCUCGGAUGUAAUUUCAAAUUGCUCCCUCUACUCGAUAAAUCCCCCCUAAACUUCCCAAGAACAUUCACCCCGAAGCAUUCGAACCCACGGUGAUGGAGGGUCAUGAGGGCGCGAGGGAGGUGCAUAAAGAGUGCAUGAGGAACCACUCGCUGAGGCACGGCGCCGGCUACACCGUGGACGGCUGCUGCAGGUUCAUUCCGGCGUCCGGCGACCGCCAGCUGCAGUGCGGCGCAUGCGGCUGUCACCGCAACUUCCACCGCACAGACUUCUGCAUCGCCGGCACCCUGCCGGAGCGGAGUGAGAGGCGGCGGCCGCGGGCGAGGUUUUCGGAGGAGCAGAAGCAGCGCAUGGCUGGCUGCGCGGAGAGGCUUGGGUGGAAGAUCCCGAGGAGCCGUGCCAGGGCUGGAGGCGAGGAGGAUCAGGUAUCGAGGUUCUGCCGCGGGAUCGGGGUGACCAGGCAGGCGUUCAAGGUGUGGAUGCACAACCACAAGGGCAGCGCCAGUUCUGCUCCAGUAGCGGCGGCGGCGGCACUGGUGGCGUCGUCGGAGGCCACCGCUCGAGGUGGAGCGGCUAUGAACGGAGGAGUGGAGGAGGUGAUCAAGAUCGGGGACGAGGCGAUGGAAGAGGAGGCAAAGGAUCUUGAUUGAGCUAAUUUGCAUGCAGAAUGUGUUUGAUUUGGACAUGAUUUUAAUAAUAAAUCUGAAUCCUCCGU